AUGGCUCUGCUGAAGGUUCUGCUGCUGCUGGGGCUGGGUGUUUCAGCGAACUCAGGUGUUUCUCUGCAGAAGAGAAUCAUUGGAGGUCAAAACUGUCAAGACACGGAGCGUCUUUAUCAUGUUCGGCUGGAGAGCAGCAAUGCUACUCAUUCGCACCUUUGUGGAGGAUCUCUGAUCCACUCUCAGUGGAUCCUGACUGCAGCUCACUGCUGGGAAUCAGAACCAGGAUGGACUAACGUAGUUAUGUUAAAAGUUCAUCCACGGACUGUUAUACACUACAAUCAGGUAAUCCGAGACGUUCCUGUGAUUUAUGGCCCAAACCAUAACAUGAUGUUGCUGAAGCUUCAGACACCAGUAACAGAUGUCCCACUUCCUCGGCUACCAGACUGCAAUAGUCGUCUUAAAAUAGACGAUGUUGUUCAGCUGGCAGGAGAGGGAGCAACAACAACCGGCUAUAGAAGAAAGCGAUUAAAAUAUCCUGCUAUUCCAUCACAUCUUCAGUGUGUCGACAUGAAUGUUGUUUCCCUUUCCCAUUUCCAUCUGACAUAUGGGCAUGUAUUCGAAGCGAAAGUACCAAACAAGGAUAUAUGUUACGGCGAUGUUGGUGGAGCAGUGGUCCACAACGACAUGAUUUAUGGUGUGAUUUCCUUUGUCCAAUACAAGAGUGCAUGUCGUAAACCAACUGCAAUCAUGGAUGUGUGUAAAUACCUGGAAUGGAUAAAACAAACAACUGGGCUUGAAUAAAGCAAACUAUCAUGAAAUGAAACUCAUCAAAUUUCCUCCCACAUAUAAUUUUAUAAUUGUAUCUUCAUCAGUUUGAUCCACGUUUGUAGAAUUAGAAUAAAACAAUAGUUUAGUUUUUUUUCUCACCAGAUCUUGACCUCCCUAAUGAAACUUUCUCUGUCUCAGAAAUGAAAAAUAAAUCAAUAAAUGCAUGAAAAAGAA
Messenger RNA from Gambusia affinis (western mosquitofish), 945 nucleotides. Its product is annotated as trypsin-like. Gene Ontology annotation, biological process: proteolysis. Bases 1 to 744 code for a protein of 247 amino acids. Gene Ontology annotation, molecular function: serine-type endopeptidase activity. Lineage: Eukaryota; Metazoa; Chordata; Actinopteri; Cyprinodontiformes; Poeciliidae. The record is from RefSeq and is a predicted model, not a curated record. The transcript is spliced from 6 exons.